UUCGAAUCACUGAAGUGAGUCAAAUCAGUAAAGCGAUUCAUAACAGACCGUCAAGGCACGGAGACUAAGCGUUUUGACGUCUGUCUGCUUUCUGAUUGGACGCAACAUGGGCUCGUGUGGAGCGAAAGGGCGGAUGGAGGCGAGUCUAAUGUGAUAUAAAGGCACGGAGAGGAGGGGAAGGAAAAAAAAGCGUGCAGACAAGGCGGAAAGAACGAAGGAGACAGAGGGGAGAGAGGGAGAGAGAGAGAGAAGGGGUCUCGUCUCAUCUCUUCUCCUCUCCUCAUCCAGCGCGCGCGUGCAUGUGUAUGGAUGACCACCUGAGUCUCCUCCGCUCUCCUCCGCCUUCCUCGUCCAAGCACCGGGGCGACGGCACCCAGGUGAACCGCGGCUACACCGACACGGAGCGCGAGGACACCAUGACGGUGGUGGCGUGCGGCGAGAGCAACCUGGAGGAGCCCGCGCUCGAGCGCUACGAGACCCAGCACGAUUGCUGCGAGCGCGUGGUGAUCAACAUCUCCGGUCUGCGCUUCGAGACGCAGCUCAAGACGCUCGCGCAGUUUCCGCAAACUUUACUCGGCGACCCGAAAAAGCGCAUGCGCUACUUCGACCCGCUCAGGAACGAGUACUUCUUCGACCGCAACCGACCGAGUUUUGACGCCAUCCUGUAUUACUAUCAGUCCGGCGGGCGCAUCCGGAGACCCGUGAACGUUCCCAUCGACAUUUUCUCCGAGGAGAUCCGCUUCUACGAGCUCGGCGAGGAGGCCAUGGAGAAAUUCCGGGAGGAUGAAGGGUUUAUUAAAGAAGAAGAGCGUCCUUUACCGACGCGCGAGUUCCAGAGGCAGCUGUGGCUCUUGUUUGAAUAUCCUGAAAGUUCAGGUCCGGCGCGCGCCAUCGCCAUCGUCUCGGUGCUGGUCAUUUUGAUCUCCAUCGUCAUCUUCUGUUUGGAGACGCUCCCCGAGUUCAGAGAGGAUGACAACCGAGAGCCAGCACUCACCUCCACCAUGAUGAACUCCACCACGACGGUUCUUCCGAGCCCGUUCUCGGACCCUUUCUUCGUCGUGGAGACGCUUUGCAUCAUCUGGUUCUCGUUUGAGCUCCUGGUGAGAUUCUUUGCGUGCCCGAGCAAAGCGACGUUCUCCAAGAACAUCAUGAAUAUCAUCGACAUCGUAGCGAUCAUUCCGUACUUCAUAACGUUAGGGACGGAACUCGCGGAGCGCCAGGGGAACGGUCAGCAGGCCAUGAGUUUAGCCAUUCUCCGAGUGAUCCGUCUGGUGCGCGUCUUCAGGAUCUUCAAACUCUCACGCCACUCCAAGGGCCUUCAGAUUCUGGGACAGACGCUCAAGGCGAGCAUGCGGGAACUGGGCUUGCUCAUCUUCUUUCUCUUCAUCGGGGUCAUCCUGUUCUCCAGCGCCGUCUAUUUCGCAGAAGCGGACGACCCAGACUCGGGCUUCAACAGCAUCCCGGAUGCCUUCUGGUGGGCCGUGGUGACCAUGACGACAGUGGGAUAUGGAGACAUGCACCCUGUGACGAUCGGGGGUAAAAUCGUCGGGUCGUUGUGUGCCAUCGCAGGCGUUUUGACCAUCGCUCUUCCUGUCCCGGUCAUCGUCUCAAACUUCAAUUACUUCUACCACCGGGAGACGGAAGGAGAAGAGCAGGCGCAGUACCUACACGUCGCGAGCUGCCAGCCACUCUCGUCCUCGUCCGAGGAGCUGAAGAAGACGCGCUGCUCAUCCUCGUCCUCGCUCAGCCGGUCCGAGUACAUGGUGAUCGAAGAAGGAGCCUUCACCCAGCCCAACUUCCCGUCUCAGAACAACCAGAACUGCGUCCAUAUCAAAAAGAUCUUCACGGACGUUUAAGACUCAUUUGAAUUGAAACAGUUUAACGGACUACAAUGACAAUAAUUAUCCUUCCUCGAGUCGUGUGUGAAGGUUAGACAUGACGGUGACCUCCAUUUUACGCUUGACAGGUGAGGAGAGACGUCAAAGCCCCCAUGUGUCCAUCCGCUCGUCCAUAGUACCGUGUGCUCUCAGUGUUAACUCGAUAGGAGACGCUAAAAGGACAAACGCUAAUUAUCUUCCACUUAAUGAUUAGUAUUAAACAGAAGUGACGUAAGCUAGUGUGCUUCCAGUUUUAAUCAGUUUCUCUGCGUAAACACUCCCCAGAGAAAUAGAUAGAGCUAGAGAGAGAGAGAGAGAGAGAGAGAGAGACUCAGUCUGGAGUUUAUCAUCAUAAUCCUAAAAUCUCAUUAUAAUAAUGGACUUGAAUACUUUGGGUUAUUUUCCUGUCUUGUGUGUCAUCAGUAUUUCAUAUCAGUGCAAUAAUGAACACUGUUAUGCAAGUGUGCGUGAUUGACACACACACACACACACACACACACUUACACACAUACACACACCUAAUUUUGAGUACCGAAGGGCAAGGGAAAGGGAUAAACGAUAAAGAGGGAGGGAUAGAGACAGCAUCCUGCUCACUCCUGGAAAGAUGAGGUCUCCAUAGUGACGCCGGUUUCCCUGGUAACCCGCUGCUGUUGCCAUGGCAUCCUGAUCGGUUUCAAGGGCGAGACUCCAGAUGGCUGUGCCAUGAAUGAAUAAACGAGCCAGGAUGCACAGUGGAGUAAACAAACACGCAACAGGCGUUCCACACACUCCGGGAUGAAGCGCAGGAAACGAGGACGUCUUACAGAGGAGUUGUUUCUGGUGUUCUAAAGAUGAGACGCUUCAUCCCAUCGUGCGAAGGCAGAGCGGAGUUAUGAAUGAAUGCUGACACACUCCUUCCGCCCCGUGGAGUGUGAGCGCUCAGUGCUAAGGAACAGCCAGGAAAGGGAAGAAGACUUCAAUUCAUCUUCAUUUGCCAAACGGAGGGAGGAGGUGCCUUCAGAUCUGCCCUAGGCUCUGGACUUUUUCUUCAGACUUUUGCCCUUGAACUUUGCUUCAGACAAAAGGCCUAACCUUUUACCAUAAUCUUUUGCCCUUGUUUGGCCAGUACUAAACUUUUGCUCUAGACUUUUGCCCUAGACCUUUACAUAGCCUUUAUCCAAAUAGUCAAAUCCAAAUAGUUUCACCUUGGACCUUUGGCUGAAAUAUUUGUUCCAGUCCUUUACCCCUGGUGUUUGUUCUAGCCUUUUGCCCAGGACUUGUGCCCUAUGCUUUUCCCCUGGGUAUUUAUCCUAGAUUUUUUUUUUGCACUAGCUCCACCCAUUGUUUUUUGCCAUAGCCGCUCUCUCAGCUUGUGCCCUACAGCUUUGCCCUGGACUUUUUCCUUUAGACAUUUGGCUUGGCCCUUUGCCGUUGGACGUUUGCUUCAGACUUUUGCCCUAGAUGCUGAUCCCAGACUUUGGUCCAUGGAUGCUUGCUGUAGCCUUUUGCCCUAGACUUCUGCCCUCACCACAUGCCUUUCUUCAUCCUGUUAUUCAACUCUCUCUUUCAUUCUCUCAAUUUCAGACUGUUACUUUAGGUGUGUGUGUGUAUAUGUGUGUGUGUGUGUGUGUGUGUGUUGUUCCUGCUGCUAUAAGUGCAAAGCCUCACUAAAGUGCCCCUUCUUGCCCUCCUCCCUCUUUGUGUGCUGCAGGAGGAGGGCGAAUGCUAGUUAUGCUAAUUCCAUCCCUUCUCACGUGCUGUCAGGAUGUGAUGUCAUCAUUGACGUGGCUGUAUAAAAUGGAUAGAUGUGAACACA
Molecule: messenger RNA, 3672 nt
Organism: Ictalurus punctatus (channel catfish)
Lineage: Eukaryota; Metazoa; Chordata; Actinopteri; Siluriformes; Ictaluridae
Product: potassium voltage-gated channel subfamily A member 3
Exons: 2
Coding region: 300-1856 (518 amino acids)
Biological process (GO): protein homooligomerization; potassium ion transmembrane transport
Cellular component (GO): membrane; voltage-gated potassium channel complex
Molecular function (GO): protein binding; delayed rectifier potassium channel activity
Source: RefSeq, a predicted model, not a curated record